CCCACCCCUGCAUAUUCCUCCCCAGCCCGGAGUCUGGGGGACACGGGGAUAACGCCUCUGUCUCCCUCUCACAUCGUGAACGACACUGAUACCAACGUCUCCGAGGAGCAGACAUACCUGGUGGUGGUCGCCAUUGAUUUUGGGACCACAUCCAGUGGCUAUGCGUACAGCUUCACCAAGGAACCAGAAUGCAUCCACGUGAUGAGGCGAUGGGAAGGUGGGGACCCGGGUGUGUCCAACCAGAAGACUCCAACCACCAUCCUGUUGACGCCGGAGAGGAAGUUCCACAGCUUCGGCUAUGCUGCCAGGGACUUCUACCAUGACCUGGACCCCAACGAGGCCAAGCAGUGGCUGUACUUGGAGAAGUUCAAGAUGAAGCUGCACACCACUGGGGACCUCACCAUGGAGACAGACCUGACUGCGGCAAAUGGCAAGAAAGUCAAAGCCCUGGAAAUCUUCGCUUACGCCCUGCAGUACUUCAAGGAGCAGGCCCUGAAGGAGCUCAGUGACCAGGCGGGUUCAGACUUCGAGAACUCUGACGUCAGGUGGGUCAUCACGGUACCGGCCAUCUGGAAGCAGCCGGCCAAGCAGUUCAUGAGACAAGCGGCGUACCAGGCGGGCCUGGCCUCCCCUGAGAACUCGGAUCAACUCAUCAUCGCCCUGGAGCCUGAGGCGGCCUCCAUCUACUGCCGGAAGCUGCGGCUGCACCAGAUGAUCGAGCUGAGCGGCAAGGCUGUGGUCAACGGGUACAGCGCCAGUGACACAGUGGGAGCUGGGUUUGCACAGGCUAAGGAACACGUACGGCGUAACCGGCAGAGUCGGACCUUUUUGGUGGAGAAUGUCAUAGGAGAAAUCUGGUCCGAGCUGGAGGAAGGUGACAAAUAUGUGGUUGUGGACAGUGGAGGUGGCACCGUGGACCUGACAGUUCACCAGAUACGGUUACCAGAGGGACAUCUGAAGGAACUGUAUAAAGCAACAGGUGGGCCCUACGGAUCUUUAGGAGUCGACUUUGAGUUUGAAAAACUACUGUGUAAAAUAUUUGGAGAAGAUUUUAUCGAACAGUUCAAAAUCAAGCGCCCUGCGGCCUGGGUUGACUUAAUGAUUGCAUUCGAGUCUCGGAAGAGGGCAGCUGCCCCGGACCGAACUAACCCCCUGAACAUCACCCUGCCCUUCUCCUUCAUCGACUACUACAAGAAGUUUCGGGGACACAGUGUGGAGCACGCCUUGAGGAAGAGCAAUGUGGACUUUGUGAAGUGGUCCUCGCAGGGAAUGCUGAGGAUGAGUCCUGACGCCAUGAACGCCCUCUUCAAGCCCACCAUCGACAGCAUCAUCGAGCACCUCCGCGACCUGUUCCAGAAGCCCGAGGUGUCCACGGUCAAGUUCCUGUUCCUGGUGGGCGGCUUCGCGGAGGCGCCGCUGCUGCAGCAGGCGGUGCAGAGUGCGUUCGGCGACCAGUGCCGCAUCAUCAUCCCGCAGGACGUGGGCCUCACCAUCCUCAAGGGCGCCGUGCUCUUCGGUCUGGACCCCGCGGUCAUCAAGGUGCGGCGCUCGCCGCUCACCUACGGUGUGGGCGUGCUCAACCGCUAUGUGGAGGGCAAGCACCCGCCGGACAAGCUGCUGGUCAAGGACGGCACGCGCUGGUGCACCGACGUCUUCGACAAGUUCAUCGCAGCCGACCAGUCGGUGGCGCUGGGUGAGCUGGUCAAGCGGAGCUACACGCCGGCCAAGCCCUCGCAGCUGGUCAUCGUCAUCAACAUCUACAGCGCCGAGCACGACGGCGUGAGCUUCAUCACCGACCCCGGGGUGCGCAAGUGCGGCACGCUGCGCCUGGAUCUGACGGGCGCACCGGGCACCGCACCUGCGCGCAGGGAGAUCCAGACGCUCAUGCAGUUCGGGGACACGGAGAUCAAGGCCACGGCCGUGGACGUCGCCACCUCCACCAGUGUCAAAGUGGGCAUCGACUUCUUAAAUUACUAAUGAGCCGGGGCCCCUUCCCAGCCACCUGCCCACGUGGACUCAGCUCACCUGCAGACCUCCGUCCUGACUGCUUUAUCCCCCCCUUGACCUUGACCCUAGCCAUGACCUCCCUGACUUCAGCGGCCAAGAUGGGAA
Molecule: messenger RNA, 2112 nt
Organism: Elephantulus edwardii (Cape elephant shrew)
Lineage: Eukaryota; Metazoa; Chordata; Mammalia; Macroscelidea; Macroscelididae
Gene: HSPA12A
Product: heat shock 70kDa protein 12A
Exons: 11
Coding region: 202-1977 (591 amino acids)
Source: RefSeq, a predicted model, not a curated record